AAACACAAAGUGAACGACUAAACUGACCGGCUGAGCAGAGACAGUCAAUCCUCGAUUCUCACCUAAGUUACCGGAUACUGCUUCCGCUCUGCGCUUCCGUCGUCGUCACCAUUCAAGCAAUCCCAAGGGGAAGGAAGCGGAGUCGUUUCGAUGAUCCCCCAUUCGUGGACAAAGGGGUGCAUAUUGCCCCUCUUGGGAGCAGCUCUGCUGCUCACAAUCAUCCAAGUUCGGGGCCAGACACAGGGUAACAAACCACAGGGCGAUGCUGCUCCGCAAAGUCCAUCUUCCUCAAGGCCUCUGAAUUUGCUGGUGAUCAAUGACGAAGCAAAUGAAAUCGCAAACAAGUCCGUGACUAGCGCGUUGAAGGAAUUGAGGGAAAAACGAACGGAUUUUUUGCUGGGGGACGUGACUGUGGUGCAGAUCAACAAAUCAGAUGCUCGCGGCACUUUGGAUCUCAUCUGCGGUGUUUGGGAUUCUGCCGUCCAACUGGGAGGUAACAGGAUCCCGGAUCUCGUGCUGGACACAACCAUGUCGGGACCCGCUUCCGACACGGUCAACUCAUUCACCGCGGCAUUAGGAUUGCCAACGCUCUCGGCGCAGUUUGGUCAGGAGGGUGACCUCAGGCAAUGGCGAAACCUUAAGCCUGAGCAAACCAAUUAUUUGGUGCAAGUUAUGCCGCCAGCAGAUUUGGUACCGGAAGCGAUUCGGCAGCUCGUUAUUGCGAUGAACAUUACUAACGCAGCGAUUCUGUUUGACGAGAGCUUCGUCAUGGAUCACAAGUACAAAAGUCUCUUGCAAAACGUUCCGGUACGUCACGUCAUCGUGAAAACCAAGAGCGCGGGCAAACAGACCAAGGACCAACUUUUGAGACUACGGAACCUCGACAUUGUCAACUUCUUUGUCCUCGGGGGCCAAAAAACACUCCGGGCAACACUUGACGCGGCUCAGUCACUGAAUUUUACCGGGCGAAAGUACGCCUGGCACGGACUCACACUUGAAGACUUCAGCCCCGAGUGCAACUGCGUCAACAUAUCAAUACUCUUUUUGAAACCAACACCCUCCGCUAACCAGCAGGCCGUGGGCGAACUCAGCAAUAAAGGACUUCUGCCCAAGCCCGUUUUGAUAUCAGCCUUCUAUUACGAUCUCACGCGUCUCGGUGUUAUGGCCAUGCGGGCGGCGAUCAACAGCGGACAAUGGUCGUCCAACGCCGAUCAACUAACCUGCGAUUCGUACAAUGGGACCAAUACACCAGCUCGAAAUAUCGGGCUCCUGGAGUUACUGAAGAAUGUUACUUCGAGCAAUGACUUCCACCCGACCUACGCCAAUUUUACUUGGGGGGAAAAGAACGGGCAACAUCAGGCCAGCUUCGCGAUGACAAUCACUUUCGUUACCAUCGCCGACAACAAUCCGGUGUCAACGGAGGACGCUGGCUCUUGGGACGCUGGCAUCGACAGGCGUCUAGAGGUAAUCUCGGAAGACCUCAUCGCCAAUCAUACCGCCCAGACUAGCUACCGAGUGGUGACCGUGGUUCAGGCCCCCUUUGUAAUGUACGACGCGGAAACAGACAAGUGGUCCGGAUACUGCAUCGAUCUCCUCGACGAGAUUCGUGAAAUAGUGAAGUUUGAGUACGAGAUACGACAAGCGGAAGACCAGCUGUUCGGAAACAUGGACGACGAGGGAAACUGGAACGGCAUGAUAAAAGAAUUGAAAGAAAAGCGGGCUGACAUAGCGCUGGGAUCUCUCUCCGUGAUGGCGGAGCGUGAAAACGUUGUUGACUUUACUGUACCAUACUACGACUUGGUAGGCAUCACGAUACUUAUGAAGAAACCCAAGGCACCAACAUCGCUUUUCAAGUUUCUCACGGUCCUGGAGAAUGAUGUCUGGCUGUGCAUCCUCGCUGCCUACUUUUUCACCAGCUUCUUGAUGUGGGUGUUUGACCGUUGGUCACCCUACAGCUACCAAAAUAACCGGGAGAAGUACAAGGAUGACGAGGAGAAGAGGGAGUUCAAUCUCAAGGAAUGCCUCUGGUUUUGCAUGACCUCGCUCACCCCUCAAGGCGGUGGAGAAGCUCCCAAGAAUCUCUCUGGACGUCUCGUAGCAGCCACGUGGUGGCUGUUUGGUUUCAUCAUUAUCGCAUCGUACACCGCUAACCUGGCCGCCUUCCUCACAGUCUCCAGACUCGAUACACCAGUAGAGUCCUUAGACGAUCUCAGUAAGCAGUACAAAAUCCAAUACGCGCCACUAAAUGGAUCAUCAGCUCACACCUACUUUCAGAGAAUGUCUGAUAUCGAGAAGCGAUUCUACGAAAUCUGGAAGGACAUGAGUCUGAACGACAGUCUAUCCGAUGUUGAACGGUCUAAACUAGCCGUCUGGGACUAUCCGGUGAGCGAUAGAUAUACAAAAAUGUACCAGGCUAUGAAGGAGGCUGGAUUCCCAGCGAACAUGAGCGAAGCUCUGGACAGGGUAAGGAACUCAAAAUCAUCCAGCGAAGGUUUCGCCUUCAUUGGUGACGCGACGGACAUAAGAUACUUGACGCUGACCAACUGCGAUCUGAUAAUGGUUGGUGAGGAAUUUUCCCGAAAACCGUAUGCGCUAGCCGUCCAACAGGGAUCACCGCUGAAGGAUCAAUUCAACAACGCGAUCCUUUCGUUGCUGAAUAAACGAAAAUUGGAAAAACUAAAGGAGAGAUGGUGGAACCGUAAUCCGUUGAAGGUGGUAUGUGAAAAGCAAGAUGACCAAAGCGAUGGCAUCAGCAUACAGAAUAUCGGUGGUGUAUUUAUUGUAAUUUUCGUUGGCAUAGGCAUGGCUUGUUUGACCCUAGCCUUCGAAUACUGGUGGUACCGAUACAGACCAAAGACCAAUAACCUAAAUACUUCGCAAAAUCCAAAAACCACACACAGCGUAAAGCCGGUAAGAUUUUACCUUCAGCCUGCCGCAGCCCCCCCAAGAAACGCCUUUGAUCCGUCCCAAUUCCGGGCGCAGUUUUAGAUGAAUACGAUGUCUCCCGUAUAUUUCGUUGAUAUGUUUAUUUUUCAGUUGAAUAUACGGUUAAACUUUGCAAGUAGAUAAUUUUGAAAAAAAAUAAAAAAUUGAGAAGACCGCGUAUCGAUAAUUCAUUGUAUUGAUACUGCAUGUGCGAAGGUAAAUACCCUGCGGAGAAUUUUAAAAAGAAUAUCAAAAUGGAAACAUUAUACAUUUCCAAUUUUUCCGAUUAUACUAUAAACCUG
Messenger RNA from Diprion similis, 3227 nucleotides. RefSeq names its product ionotropic receptor 25a (gene Ir25a). The record is from RefSeq and is a predicted model, not a curated record. Gene Ontology annotation, molecular function: glutamate-gated receptor activity; transmitter-gated monoatomic ion channel activity involved in regulation of postsynaptic membrane potential. Gene Ontology annotation, biological process: modulation of chemical synaptic transmission; monoatomic ion transport; synaptic transmission, glutamatergic. Gene Ontology annotation, cellular component: postsynaptic membrane; plasma membrane. Bases 151 to 2988 code for a protein of 945 amino acids. The transcript is spliced from 5 exons. Lineage: Eukaryota; Metazoa; Arthropoda; Insecta; Hymenoptera; Diprionidae.